Molecule: messenger RNA, 441 nt
Organism: Sparassis crispa
Lineage: Eukaryota; Fungi; Basidiomycota; Agaricomycetes; Polyporales; Sparassidaceae
Exons: 2
Coding region: 1-441 (146 amino acids)
Source: RefSeq, a predicted model, not a curated record
AUGGCCCCUAGUACCGCCCUGUGCACGCCGGCGUUCGUGCGCACCCGUCCUUACCAGCGCACACCCACCCUAUCCUAUGCCCCGCCCUGCACUCGUGUGCUCACCGUCGCCGCUUUGACAAUGCCUGGCCCACAUUCCGGAAGACUUACUCGGCCACACACAGGCUGCGGACGGCACUCGGUGAUCUCGACGUUCGCUGUCCAGGCCAUACAUCCGGAUGUCCGGUGCAUGGUCGCAUCGAGCGCAACGCUCCACUCGCCCUCGCCCUCGCCCUCACCUCAACUCCGGAUCGAGCGCAAGUGUUUGGUAGCCCAGCGGAUCCCAGACGACGACGAUAAGAAUAGCAUAGCGUCGAAUACAGGCCCGAAACCAACAGCUCGAACUUCCUUACCGGCUCACUGUCGCCCUCUCAGCGUGCCGUAUCCAUCAAGCCGUAUCUAA